Molecule: messenger RNA, 1025 nt
Organism: Anarrhichthys ocellatus (wolf-eel)
Lineage: Eukaryota; Metazoa; Chordata; Actinopteri; Perciformes; Anarhichadidae
Product: glycogen [starch] synthase, muscle-like
Exons: 6
Coding region: 140-1021 (293 amino acids)
Biological process (GO): glycogen biosynthetic process
Cellular component (GO): cytoplasm
Molecular function (GO): alpha-1,4-glucan glucosyltransferase (UDP-glucose donor) activity
Source: RefSeq, a predicted model, not a curated record
UGUAUGUAUAUAUGUAUGUAUAUAUAUAUGACACAGAGAGAGAGAUAUUCAGAUUCUGUACAAAAUAUUCUAUUGUAGUCGUUUUACAAGUCUAAAACAACCUGUCUUCAUCAGUGGGCAACUGCCAGAUGUGGCGAAAAUGCUGGACAAAGAGGAUUUCACCAUAAUGAAGCGUGCCAUCUUCGCGACUCAGAGAACAUGCCAGCCUCCAGUCUGCACCCACAACAUGCUGGACGACAGCAGCGACCCCAUCCUCAACUGUGUCCGCCGUAUCGGCCUUUUCAACAGCUCUGCUGACCGUGUCAAGGUUAUCUUCCAUCCUGAGUUCCUUUCGUCCACCUCUCCUCUACUUCCAAUGGAUUAUGAGGAGUUUGUAAGAGGCUGCCACCUCGGCGUCUUCCCCUCUUACUACGAGCCUUGGGGCUACACACCAGCUGAGUGCACAGUCAUGGGAAUUCCAUCAAUCUCAACUAACCUGUCAGGCUUUGGCUGUUUCAUGGAGGAGCACAUAGCAGACCCCUCAGCAUAUGGUAUUUACAUCCUGGACCGCCGGUAUCGAGGGGUCGACGAGUCGUGCAACCAGCUCACAUCCUUCCUGUUUCAGUUUUGCAAGCAGAGCCGGCGCCAGCGGAUCAUCCAGAGGAACCGGACUGAGCGUCUGAGCGAACUCUUGGACUGGAGAUACCUCGGCAGGUAUUAUAUAUCUGCCCGUCAUAUGGCCCUGGCUAAAGCCUUCCCUGACACGUACAUGUAUGAACUUCAUGAGCCCACCUCGACCUCAGGUUUCCGUUACCCUCGACCAGCUUCUGUGCCUCCGUCUCCAGCUCUGUCCCGCCACUCUUCCCCCCACCACAGCGAGGCUGAGGACAAUGACGAAGAAGAACGCUAUGACGAAGAUCUGGAGGCGGAAAAGGACCGGGUGAACAUCCGCCAGCCCUACACACUGCCAUUCAAAAAUAAGUCUUCUGCUGUCCUGGGGGCCAAUGGAAACGGCGAUGGUGUCACGAGCGAGAACAACUGAGACA